Molecule: messenger RNA, 1617 nt
Organism: Diospyros lotus (date-plum)
Lineage: Eukaryota; Viridiplantae; Streptophyta; Magnoliopsida; Ericales; Ebenaceae
Product: ribonucleoside-diphosphate reductase small chain
Exons: 1
Coding region: 463-1458 (331 amino acids)
Biological process (GO): deoxyribonucleotide biosynthetic process
Molecular function (GO): oxidoreductase activity
Source: RefSeq, a predicted model, not a curated record
AUGCUCAUCAUCCUAUCUGAACAUGGCAAUUGGCAAACAAAGAGAAAGAUAGAAAAGCAAGCAAGCAAGCAAGAAACUACCAAGCAAAGCCAACCACAAACAUUUGCGAAACUGAAACAUCACUAUUCACUCACUCACACAAAUUUGCCGCUUCAAAUAUUCUUCCAACAGACACAGAAGCCUCCAAAUCCCAUUCCCACCCGCCUCUUCACUCCAAACUCAAAAUUCAAAACAAAUCAAAUUUCGGCAUUUGCCUCCUUUGCUUGCUAGUUGCUGCUACUUUUAUAGUAGUAGUAGUAGUAGUAGUAGUAGUAAUAGUAGUAGUUGCUUCUCCAAAUUUUUCAACUUCCCCGCCAAGCUUUCGCCGCAUUUAAAUCCCCCGCCCCGCCCCCAACCCCAAAACAAUUCUGUAUAAAUCUCUUUCACGUCUUCUCGAAUUUGUCCGUGAAUUCAUCGGAAAAAAUGCCGUCGAUUCCGCAGGAGCCUCUUCUCGCCCCAAAUCCAGAUCGCUUCUGCAUGUUCCCCAUCCAGUAUCCCCGAAUUUGGGAGAUGUACAAGAAGGCGGAGGCCUCGUUCUGGACGGCCGAGGAAGUCGACCUCUCCCAGGACCUCCGCCACUGGGACGAAACCCUAACCGCCGACGAGAAGCACUUCAUCACCCACGUCCUCGCCUUCUUCGCCGCCUCCGACGGCAUCGUUCUCGAGAACCUUGCCGGCCGCUUCAUGAAGGAGGUUCAGGUCGCCGAGGCCCGAGCCUUCUACGGCUUCCAGAUCGCGAUCGAGAACAUCCACUCGGAGAUGUACAGCCUCCUCCUGGAAACCUACAUCAAGGACCCCACGGAGAAGCACCGCCUCUUCCGCGCCAUCGAGACCAUCCCUUGCGUCGAGAAGAAGGCCAAUUGGGCGCUGAAAUGGGUUGACGGAUCCGAGUCCUUCGCCGAGCGGCUCGUCGCCUUCGCCUGCGUCGAAGGGAUCUUCUUCUCCGGCAGCUUCUGCGCCAUCUUCUGGCUCAAGAAGCGGGGCCUGAUGCCGGGGCUGACCUUCUCGAACGAACUGAUCUCGAGAGACGAGGGUCUGCACUGCGACUUCGCCUGCUUGCUAUACGAGUUGCUGAGUCAGAGGCCGAGCGAGGAGCGAGUGAGGGGGAUCGUGGGGGAGGCGGUGGAGAUAGAGAGGGAGUUCGUGUGCGACGCGCUGCCGUGCGCGCUGGUGGGGAUGAACGGUGAUCUGAUGAGGCAGUACAUCGAUUUCGUGGCGGAUCGGCUGAUGGGGGCAUUGGGGUACGGCAAGAUUUACGAUGCUCGGAACCCGUUUGAUUGGAUGGAGCUCAUCAGCUUGAAGGGUAAAACCAAUUUCUUCGAGAAGAGGGUUGGGGAGUAUCAGAAGGCUUCUGUCAUGUCCAGCUUGAAUGGCAAUGGUGGUGGGGCCCACGUCUUCAAGCUUGAUGAAGAUUUUUAGAUUUAUAAUUUGUUUUUAAAUUUUUGAAUCUCUUUUUCUCUUGAUUGUUUUAAUUGAGAAAGGUAAAAGUAAAAGGAAUAGCUUUCUUCUAAUUGUAGGGUUUGACCUUGAUGUUUUGUAAAUUGUAAUUAUUAAUAUUAUGAUGAAUAUUUGUGUUUU